This is a messenger RNA of Anolis sagrei ordinatus, 760 nucleotides long. It is a transcript of the gene MRPL30, whose product is annotated as mitochondrial ribosomal protein L30. The record is from RefSeq and is a predicted model, not a curated record. Gene Ontology annotation, biological process: translation. Gene Ontology annotation, molecular function: structural constituent of ribosome. Lineage: Eukaryota; Metazoa; Chordata; Lepidosauria; Squamata; Anolidae. Gene Ontology annotation, cellular component: mitochondrion; large ribosomal subunit.
UUUCGUUGCCUAGACGAUCAAGACGUCACAUCCGAUUCAAAAUGGCGGCGCUGAGAUGGCUGUGGGGUCGGACUGUGUGGCGGAGUUCAUCUCUUCCCUGGCAGAGUCUUGCAGGAAGCAGAGUAGAGCCUGCCACUGGGCAGGGCUGGAUUAGGCAGAAAUUCACGAAGUCAAGAGUUCCUGACUGGGUAUUUCAGCCACGACCUGGUGAUCAUGAAAAAUACGGAGGUGAUCCAGAGCAGCCUCAUAAAUUGCACUUCAUAACCAGGAUCAAAAGUGGCAGAAGGCGACCCUAUUGGGAAAAGGAUAUGAUCAGAGUUCUUGGAUUGGGAAGGAGAUAUGAACCCAGAGUGCACAAAAACGUCCCUUCUGUGAAUGAUCAACUGAAAGUCAUCAAACACCUAAUAAGGAUAAAACCAUUAAAGCUGCCCCAUGGAAUUCCAACCGAAGAGGAAAUGUCUGAUACAUACUUUAACAGUAGUACAGGUGAACUAAUCAUUCGCCGUCGUCUAAAACCAGUGGAACAGAAAGCAAUUGAUUCUUCUUAAGUAUAGUGACCUUUUAUACAAUAAAAAUAUUAAGCCACAAGUUAUACUAGUGCGAUUAUCUUUGAAAUUAUUAUCAAGAUCUCAAUCACUUGCUUUGUCAAACAUAACAAGAAUAUGAGAAAAUAAUUGUUUUAGCUCACAUCACUCUGGAUUUACAAAUGGUUAUUGCUUCUCCAGUUUGCUGACUAUAUACAUUAAAGUAAUUACACUUA